Messenger RNA from Hymenoscyphus albidus, 6263 nucleotides. Lineage: Eukaryota; Fungi; Ascomycota; Leotiomycetes; Helotiales; Helotiaceae. The record is from the annotation of a GenBank genome assembly.
AUGCAUCCAAAAGCCGGCACGUUGACUUACAGUGUAGGAUGGUGUUGAGGUGCGGGGAAAAGCAAUUGCAGGAAUGUGUGCUGGAGUAGUGGGGAGGAUGAGGAUAAGAUUCAUAGAAAAACCAACACACCAACUUGCUACCAAGUGAUCUCCAAAAUUAUUGCAGGGAUAGGUCCCGAGGUUCUGAAGCUUGCAGGCGAAAAUCGAAAAUCUGGUGGGGCCCAAGCACCUCCCUCCCGGCUGGACCCGUCGGGUUGUCUCGGCUAAUAUCUAGUUUAUUUAGUGGGGCCAGCGGCAUCAGAUCGGCCAGAAUCAGCAGGUGGGAUGUAGACUGACAGCGCUGGGGUUACAAUGUCGCUGUGGCUGUGGCUGCAACACCGUGGGGAGUGGCUGCCCAGCCAGCCUUGCCCUUAACGCGUCGCGUCUCUCUGUAUUCCUGAGAAGGCAGGGGGCACUUGGACAUGUAAAGUCCUAGAGUGCUACUUGAACUGCAGCAUUGUUAUGACUGCAAACCACCACCACCACCACUAAUCCCACCAGCACACACCAGCACAAAUCCCCUCAUCAUCUCUCAUACCUGCUGUGCUGGCCUUGCCAAGGGAAAUAUGCCUCUUCAAAAGUCAUUCUCCGACCAGAACCACUCUAAUAAGGCAAGAAUCGGUUUGUGUUCCCCAUGGAAAUUCAUCACUAACCAUCUGCGCGUAACAGCAGCAACCACAGAACCGAUCACAAUGGGCCCGAAAUAAGAGCUACCAAGGCCCGCAGAAAGCCAAGAACCCUCCAUCCAAACCUCUACAAGAAAAGCCUCAAGUCCCUGUUUCUACGGCUACAAAGAAUAAACUCAGCAACUUUCAAUUCACUGGGCAAAAACCAGACCUCAAGGAACCAAUCAUUAUAAGCUUGCUUUCCGAUGACGACAAGGAAAACUCUGAGGCCAGUUUUGGAACACUCAACAAAAGCUCUCCACGAAAAGAUUCCCCCGAGAAAGCGAAAACUCCUACACAUGAACAACCUUCACUUCCCGAACCACCAAAGCGCGAUGUCCCAAGAACCCCCGCGAAUAGAUUGGCAUUGCCUGAAUUGAUAGGAAUGAGCGAUGUACAGAGAGCCGUGCAAAAGAAUGUAUCUCCAGAGGAUCGAAUAGAGUGGAAACAUGAUGACGAUUCCCCGCCUAUGACAACGCCUUUUAGGCUGCGAAGGGCAAAGAAGAGAGCUAGAAGUUCUUCACCUCCGGCAUCCUCACCAGCACCACCAUAUUUUAGAAAUGAUAAUCUUCAAGUCGACCCUGGAUCUGAAUUAUGGGGACGCUACUCGCUGAAUGGGGCAAAUUCCACAACACCCCAGGACCAUACCGUACCUGCGCUAGCACAUAUCAUGGAAAACUCCUCUCCCCAACCUUCUCGGAAUGGCAAUACACCACGAGGAGUUGCAGGAUUUCGAAGAGCAAAUAGUUGUGGAACUCAAUUUCCCAAGCGUCGGAAAAUUGGGGCUUCCGAUGGCGAUGUUUUCACAGAACCUGUUAAUAUCGGUCCUUCAAAAUUAUCGGUUUUGAUCGAACGAGUUCAGGAAAGUAUGUCCCAACCAAGAGACCCUUUCUGUGAGAGCAAAUCCCCAAAACGAUCGAGUCCUUCUCGCGCGUCGUAUAAGAAAGGUAUAUUAAUCGUUGACCGCAACUCGCCAAAGCUUCAAAAGGAAGGCCGUGGCUCAUCAUCCUAUAAAGAACACCAGAAAGAAGUUGUUGCAGAGGAAAUUUACCAGAGAGAAGAAUCAGUGAAACCUGAAUCUGAUUACGGUGACGAAUUUGAUGACGACGACCUUGAUGCCGGUCUUCUGGAGACACUGGAAUCACAAUCCUUUCAGAAAACAUCAAAUAUUCAACCAAAAUCUUUAUAUGUGCGUCCAGGUCCACCACCUCAACCCCCAAGUCUACCAAAGAAGUCCGCAUCAACUCCAAAACCAGAGCAUGUCACACCGUCGAAUAAGAGGAAAGCAGAAGCGGAUGACUUUGGAGACUUUGAUGAAUUUGAUGAUGAUGAUUUUGGGGAUUUGGAGCAGGUGGUGUCUCAAUUUGAUAGACGUUCUCCAGUGAAGAAGCUCCAGUUGCCAAGCGUAUCUAGAAAUCAGAAAGCUGCGCCACAGGUAUCAAAUGCAGACUCUGAUGAUGAGUUUGGAGAUGGCGAUCUCGACGUUGAUGAUUUUGAAGCUGCGGUAGCUGCUACCCAGUCUAUACCAAAAUCUGCUAGAGGGUUGAUACCUGUACGUACAAGAUAUUCGUAGCAAUAUAUAGCACCAACAUAAGCUAAGAUUAUUGUAGACCACACGAAAAGUACAGGCAAUCCAAAGAUAUCUAGUCAACGCCAUAACACUCUCUAAAUAUCAGAAUGCUAAAGAACGUUGGUGUGAUGAAAAGGUUGGUUUUUACCAUCCACAAAAUACAGAAUGCUAACCUCUCUAGAUUCUCUUCCUCGAGGUUGAAAACACCAAAACUACCGUAUUCGUCAAUCUUCGUGGCGAUUGGCAACAUACUCCUGUUACUGUCAAAGCCUAUGUCCAUGUCAUUGGUUCUUUCCAUAAGUCACAAUGCAUCAUCGACGAUGAGAAGAAUAUGUUGAUUCUUCACCCCGAUCAUCUUGUAUCAGCUACCGUUGUUGCUGAUUCCUUUGGCUGUACUCGACGAGCUGUACUUCAAGAUAGAGUCAAGGCUACCGGUGAUGCUGCCCCUCCAAUGGUGUAUGGUACUCUUCUGCAUGAGAUCUUUCAACAAGCGCUGGUUGCGAACAGAUGGGAUAGUGAAUGGCUGGAGGAAGUGAUUGAGAGUGUCGCUACCAUGCAUGUUGAGGACCUCUAUACCAUCAAGAUACAGAUUCCACAUGCCAUUGAAUAUCUCAAAAGCAAAAUGCCUGAGCUCCAGGCUUGGGCGGAGCUUUUUGUAUCUUCUCAACCCAAGGUAAGUGAUUCAUCUCCCUUCAGAUGCAUACAUUAAAUACUAACCAUCGAUAGCCUGAGGCGACUGUGCAAGCAGGGAACGGCGAGACGGCAAGUAUGUGUGUCAGUAAAUUACUUGACGUUGAAGAACAUGUAUGGUCACCAAUGUACGGUCUCAAAGGUAAUAUUGAUGCAACCGUUCAGGUCACAAUGCAGGAUGGCAACAAGCAGCGGACAUUGACUGUUCCUUUCGAAGUCAAGACUGGCAAAAACCCUAGCGCCUCUCACCGAGCGCAGACGGCCCUCUACAACCUUUUAUUAUGCGACCGCUAUGAUAUGGAAGUUGCAUAUGGCAUUCUUUACUAUAUGGAGACCUCCGAAACGAUAAGGAUUCCCAAGAUCCAGCACGAGUUACGACAUAUGAUCAUGCAACGAAACGAACUGGCUUGUUUUGUUCGGGAACGCGACGCCCAAUUACCGCCUAUGCUUAAGAAAGAGCACAUGUGUGGUCGAUGUUACGCAAAGGUGCCUUGCUUCAUUUAUCACAAACUGGCCGACGAUGGAAAUGGAGAGACCAGUGGCAUGAAAGAUAAAUUUGAUGAGGUGGCAAAGCAUCUGACUCCCAAACAUAAGGAAUUCUUCCUCAAAUGGGAUGACCUUCUCACGAAAGAAGAGAAAGAAAGUCUCAAGUUUCGAAGGGAAUUAUGGACUAUGCUUAGUUCGGAACGAGAGAAAUUGGGACGAUGUUUCUCAAAUGUUGUUGUUCAGCCUGGAUCGGGCUACGAAGAAUUGGGCAACGCCAAGAUCAAUCGGUAUAACUACACUCUCAUGAAGCCAGAGGUGUCUGCUGAUUUUUCUUUCCUCGCGUCGCAAAUUAUUGUGGGAGAACCGAUUGUUAUUUCGGAUGAGAAGGGUCACUUUGCGCUUGCGAAUGGGUAUGUCACCAAGGUACAGAAAGAUAGGAUCACGGUUGCCGUUGACCGUCGUCUACAUAAUGCGCGCAUCCGUCAGGUUGGGUUUGAUGAAACGAAUAAUCAGGUAUUUACUAGCAUCAUGCAAGUUGGAGUAUCUCCAACUCAGUUGAUGGAAGGGAAAUCAGAGGAAGAGCCAAUUCGAUAUCGCCUCGACAAGGAUGAAUUCAGCAAUGGAAUAGCUACCGUGCGAAAUAAUCUCAUUCAGGUCAUGGCUGAUGGCCCUAUCGGUUCUCGUCAUAUUCGUGGAUUGGUUGUUGAUCUCAAUGCGCCUAGAUUCAAGAACAAGUCGACUGCUUAUACGCUGAAGGAAGGCGAUGCUAUCAACGGCGACCAGAGAAAAGCCAUUGAAAAGGUCAUGAGUGCUGAGGAUUAUGCUUUGGUACUUGGAAUGCCGGGUACCGGAAAAACGACAACGAUUGCACAUAUCAUCAGAGCCCUCGUCUUGCAAGGAAAGAGUGUUUUACUUACCUCGUAUACGCACACUGCAGUGGAUAACAUCCUGUUGAAACUGAAAGAUGACCAUAUGGGCAUCCUGCGCCUGGGCACGUCUGCGAAGGUCCAUCCGGAUGUACGCGAAUUCUCAACUCUCGCAGCGACGCCCAAGAAGACUUUUGAUGAGAUCAAAAGCGCCUGGCACGAUGCCCCUAUUGUAGCAACCACCUGCCUGGGUAUCAACCACGCCAUCUUCACCGAAAGAACAUUCGACUACUGCAUCGUAGACGAAGCAUCUCAAAUCACUCUUCCCGUCUGUCUAGGACCUAUUCGCCUCGCCAAAACCUUCAUCCUCGUCGGUGACCACAACCAACUCCCACCACUCGUCCAAAACGAAGAAGCUCGUCUGGGUGGUCUGGAUAUCAGUCUCUUCAAACACCUCUCCGACACCCACCCCAGCUCCGUCGUCUACCUCGAACACCAAUACCGCAUGUGCGAAGACGUCAUGGCCUUGAGCAACAACCUAAUCUACAACGGGCGUCUAAAAUGCGGCAGCAACACCGUCGCUCAACGCCAACUCACCAUCCCCAACCUGACCGACGGCCUCAAAGCCCACCACUUCACGCCCGCAACCCUCUCCCACACCCAGAAAUCCUUCUGUCGGUCCGCAAACACGAAUUCAUGCUGGCUCCGCCAAAUGCUCGACCCCCGCGCCAAAGUCCGCUUCCUCAACACCGACCCCCUCCUCCCCGCAUCCCGUGAACAAGCACGCGGAAACCGCAUCGUCAACCAAACUGAAGCAUCCCUCUGCACCCAACUCGUCGAAGCCCUCCUCACCGUCGGCGUCCCCGCGGAGUCUAUCGGCGUAAUGACACACUACCGCUCUCAGCUCGCGCUCCUCAAGGACUCCUUGAGACACCACAAGGAUGUAGAGAUGCAUACCGCUGACCGCUUCCAAGGGCGUGACAAGGAGGUUAUCAUCCUUAGUCUGGUGCGCAGCAAUGAAGCGGGUUCCAUUGGUGAGCUCCUGAAGGAUUGGAGACGGGUUAAUGUCGCUCUCACCCGCGCGAAGACGAAGUUGUUGGUUGUUGGCUCGAGGGAGACGCUUUCUGGCAGGGGAGGAGGGGAGGAGGAGAUGAUCCAUCGGUUUGUGGGGUUAAUGGAUGGAUGGGGGUGGAUUUUUGAUGUUCCCCCUGAGGCGAUGACGGAGCAUUACUUUGAGGUGGGCGCGACGCAGGUUAGUGGGACGGCUUGUAGUCGGGUAGGUGCGACGCAGUUGAGAUCUUUGGAACAGGGAGGGAUGAAGAGGAAGGUGGGUGGUGGUGGUCUUGGGGAGGACGGGGAAAAUGAAAAUGGGAGGGCGUGUGGGAAGAGGGUUCCGAGGAAGAGUGUUGUUGGGAUGAAGCCGUAUAAGAUGCCCAUGCAGGGGGUGUUGAGGGAUAUUGUUAAUGAUGCUGUGGGGUAGGAGGGCCUUGUUCUGGUGUCCUUGUCUUUUCCCGUGCUGGGAUGUUUGUGUUGUUUUGUUUGCAUGGGUUAGGUUGGUUGGUUGAGAUAUGAUAUCCUUUGGUUGGCUGUGGAAAGGGGAAGGUUGGAAUAUAUAUACGGUAUGUAUACGGCAUGGAUAUAUUACGCAUACAGUACAGUAUUCUUCAGGGAUAAAUCGGUCAGUUUGUCAGUUGUGAGCGUGGUGUUCGGUGUUUUUUUCCUUUCCUUUUUUUCUCUUUGGUAUUGUUGUUUCAGUAUAGCUAUGUUAGAUAGCCGGGGGGCGGGCGUGGGUUGUAUGGAUAUGGGUGGGAGGAUUGAGCUUGGGUGAUUGAGCUUGGGUUCGGGAUUGAUGAUGUACUUGAGCGAUACUCUGGACUACAGUAAAAAUAGAUAGAUGGAGAUGGUUUACUUGAUUACAUCCGAUGUCCCAGUACGCUGGUAAUUGAG